AUGAGUCUUGACGAAUCAGUACCGAUGCAGUGGGUAGCACCAGACAACUUCCCUCUCAACCACAUGGACCAGGAUGCUCCUGGUUGCCACGCGCCCACCCCAUUUACGAGCGGUUCCAAGGACUUCUAUCACUACACCCAGAAUGGCAUGUCAUACAACGAUAACUUCAACCUUCCAUACUCGGCACAGUACCAGAGCCUAAACUAUCCGCGAACAUACAGCGACCUUGAUCUCAGCGGCCUACCCACCCUCACCUCAACCUGCCCUGGGUCAUACAAUGGCCCUGGCUCCAACGGUCUACCCGGUCCCAUCAGUAUCUCAGAGGCAUACCCCCCGGCAGCGUACCAGAUCGAGCCGCCAAAGCACCACGAUACCAUGGAUCUAUCUGAUCAGGACAUCAACAGCCAGCUCAUGCAGUUGAGUAAUGAUUAUGAACACCACCACUACGGUUCCCAUAUCAAGGCCGAGGACCAUAGUGGCUACCAAAGCCCAUACUCAGACCUGACCCGCGCUUCAACCCCCCAUGACGACUCACCUAGGGGUCCGCAUGACCACAAUGCUCGUGAAGCAGGUGCAAUUGACAAGGAGCAACCGUAUGCGCAGUUGAUAUACAAAGCCCUCCUAGAUGCAACCGACCACACUAUGAUCCUACGUGACAUUUACGAGUGGUUCAAGAAGUACACAGACAAGGCAAGCGCCUCGGAGACCCUGGGAUGGAAAAACAGCAUCCGGCACAAUCUCUCCAUGAACGGGGCUUUUGAGAAGGUCGACCAGACCUGCGACGACGCCCACAAAGGUUUCAAGUGGCGUCUUACAGAUAAAGCAGUCCGCGAAGGGGUCAAAUCCACGACCCGCUACCGCAGCAAGCAGCCGAACAAACGCGGCCAGCGCCCACAAAACCCGCUCCCCCAGCGUCAAGCGUCUGGUGCGAAGGGCGGCCAGGCUGCCCGCCGCUCUGCAAAGAUGAGACGCUCGAAUCGGGUGGAAACAUAUAGGAGUGAUCCGUACACCUCCCGCUCCAUGCCCGCCGCAUUUGAUCCGAUAUUCCAAAAUACGGAGGCGCUGAUGCCGUAUCCGCCAAGUCCGUACUAUGGAAGCGAUGUGGACUUUGGAUAUGGAAGUCAGGAUAGUGACUUUGGCAGUCAGUCUGUUGGUCCUGGCAUUGAUCUUUUCGGGCCUGCGAGGUCCUACACAGAAUCACCCUUGUCGCAGGGCAUGCCCAUCAUGGAUACAGCAUACGUGCUAGACCAUAGUCCGACUGAAAGCCUGUUUACUAACAGCCCCAGCCUAAGUCCGGAUGAGCCGAGGACGCCGGAGAGUCCGCGUAUGUGGGCUGGAGAGGGUACCCUCGGGGCGCCGAAUGUACAUGGCGAGGCUCCGUACCAAGCGUAUGCGGGAUGA
This is a messenger RNA of Cucurbitaria berberidis CBS 394.84, 1401 nucleotides long. RefSeq lists its product as uncharacterized. Bases 1 to 1401 code for a protein of 466 amino acids. Lineage: Eukaryota; Fungi; Ascomycota; Dothideomycetes; Pleosporales; Cucurbitariaceae. Gene Ontology annotation, biological process: regulation of transcription by RNA polymerase II. The record is from RefSeq and is a predicted model, not a curated record. Gene Ontology annotation, molecular function: RNA polymerase II cis-regulatory region sequence-specific DNA binding; DNA-binding transcription factor activity, RNA polymerase II-specific. The transcript is spliced from 2 exons.